Molecule: messenger RNA, 792 nt
Organism: Indicator indicator
Lineage: Eukaryota; Metazoa; Chordata; Aves; Piciformes; Indicatoridae
Product: gap junction beta-6 protein
Exons: 1
Coding region: 1-792 (263 amino acids)
Biological process (GO): cell communication
Cellular component (GO): connexin complex
Source: RefSeq, a predicted model, not a curated record
AUGGAUUGGGGAGCUCUGCAUACCAUUUUAGGAGGUGUGAACAAGCACUCCACCAGCAUCGGCAAGAUCUGGCUCACAGUCCUGUUCAUCUUCCGUAUCAUGAUCCUCGUUGUGGCUGCAGAGAAAGUCUGGGGAGAUGAACAAGAUGACUUUGUCUGCAACACUCUGCAACCUGGUUGUAAGAAUGUUUGCUAUGAUCACUUUUUCCCCAUCUCUCACAUCAGACUCUGGGCCCUGCAGCUGAUCUUUGUUUCCACACCUGCAUUGCUAGUGGCCAUGCAUGUAGCUUACAGGAGGCACGAGAAGAAGAGGCAGUUCAGAAAAGGAGACCAGAAAUGUGAAUACAAGGACAUGGAAGAAAUCAGAAAACAGAGGUUUCAUAUUGAGGGCUCCUUGUGGUGGACAUACACCAGCAGCAUCUUCUUCAGACUGGUCUUUGAAGCAGUCUUCAUGUAUGCGUUUUAUUUCAUGUAUGAUGGGUUCCGAAUGCCUCGCUUAAUGAAGUGUAAUGCUUGGCCUUGCCCCAACACAGUAGACUGCUUUGUUUCCCGACCUACUGAAAAGACAGUGUUUACUAUUUUCAUGAUUGCUGUGUCCAGCAUUUGUAUUCUUUUAAAUGUGGCUGAGUUAUGUUACUUACUGACAAAAUUCUUUCUCAGAAGAUCUAAAAAAGCUGCAAAUCAAAAACAGCACCCCAACCAUGAGAAUAAGGAAGAAACAAAACAAAAUGAAAUGAAUGAGUUAAUAUCUGAUAGCUGUCAGAACACAGUUAUAGGAUUUUCAAGUAGUUAA